Molecule: messenger RNA, 5286 nt
Organism: Fusarium redolens
Lineage: Eukaryota; Fungi; Ascomycota; Sordariomycetes; Hypocreales; Nectriaceae
Exons: 7
Coding region: 1-5286 (1761 amino acids)
Molecular function (GO): oxidoreductase activity; molybdopterin cofactor binding
Source: RefSeq, a predicted model, not a curated record
AUGGAUCCGUGCAGAGAUGCUCCCACGAUAUGCUCUCGAGACUCAAUUGAGGAUAUUUGGGGGCCGAGAACACCGUAUGUUCAUCAGUGGCCUACGAGGGUUGAUCAUGCUUGCGACGAGGAGCCGGAGAAAUGGGUGCAGAGUGCGUGUGUUCUCUGCAGCAACGGCUGUGGACUUGACAUUGGCGUCAAAGAUGGCAAGGUAGUCGGUGUGAGAGGCCGUGCUACCGAUCGUGUCAAUAAAGGAAGACUGGGUCCCAAAGGACUUAAUGGAUGGAAGGCAAUCAACAGUAAGGAACGGCUCACUCAUCCCAUGAUCCGAAGGAAUGGCAAACUUGAGCGCGCUACUUGGGAUGAGGCCAUGGAUCUCAUUGUCAAAAAGUCAAAGCAGCUCGUUGAGAAACUUACGGCUCAUAGCAUCGCUUUCUACACCAGUGGCCAGUUGUUUCUUGAAGAAUACUACGUGCUUGCUUUGAUCGGAAAAGCUGGACUAAACACUCUUCACAUGGACGGAAAUACUAGGCUCUGCACUGCGACGGCGGCAGCUUCAAUGAGAGAGUCAUUUGGGUCUGAUGGACAGCCUGGUUCUUACACUGAUAUCGACUACACCGAUUGUCUUUUUAUGGUAGGCCAUAAUAUGGCAGCUACCCAGACUGUUCUUUGGUCUAGGGUCCUCGACCGACUGGCGGGCCCUACUCCGCCAAAGUUGAUCGUCGUGGAUCCGAGAUACAGUGAAAGCGCUUCAAAGGCUACGCUUCACCUAGCCCCAAGGAUCGGUACCAAUCUUGCCUUACUGAACGGUAUUCAGCACCUCAUGUUCAAGAACGGCUGGAUCAACGAGGACUAUGUCUCCAAACAUGUCGUCGGUCUUGAAGAUUUGAAGAACAUAGUCAAAGGUUAUGAUCCCGAGAGAGUGGAAGAAAUCACGGGCGUUCCGGCAAGUAAGAUUGAAGAAGCCGCCAGUAUUCUCGGCCAAACUCCGAGUCUUCUCUCAUCAGCCCUUCAAGGAGUGUACCAGUCGAAUCAAGCUACCGCAAGUGCUUGUCAGAUCAACAACAUACAUCUCCUUCGUGGUUUGAUUGGUAAGGCUGGAAGUGGCAUCUUUCAGAUGAAUGGCCAACCAACUGCUCAGAACAACCGUGAGACAGGCUGUGAUGGAGAGUUUCCUGGUUUUAGAAACCAUCAGAACGCGAAACACAUGCAGGAGUUGGCAGACCUUUGGAACAUUAAUAAAAUCGAAGUGCCGCACUGGAAUGAACCGACUCAUGUUCAUAACAUGUUGACGUUUAUGGAGAAAGGGUCGAUUCGAAUGGUUUGGGUUUCUGGGACGAAUCCCCUCGUCAGCUUGCCCAACCUUCCCAGAGUCCGGGACAUCUUCACUCAACCAGAGCUCUUUGUUAUCUGUCAGGAUAUUUACAUGACAGAGACAGCUUCUAUCGCUGAUGUUGUACUCCCAGCCGCUCAAUGGGGUGAGAAGACAGGUUGCUUCACGAAUGUUGAUAGGACUGUGCAUCUAUCGCAUAAAGCUGUUGAGCCACCUGGAGAAGCCAAACCGGAUCUCGAAAUCUUUCUAGACUAUAGUCGUCGCAUGGAUUUCAAGAAUAAAGAAGGCGGGCCUCUCACUCCGUGGACACAGCCAGAGGAAGUAUUUGAGGCAUGGAAACGUCUAUCUGCAGGCAGACCUUGCGAUUACACAGGCAUGUCUUAUGCAAAGCUCACAGGUGGCUCUGGGAUCCAAUGGCCCUGCAACGAGCAGUAUCCUGUCGGUAAAGAGCGAUUAUUCGAUGACGGCGUGUUCUUCACUGAUAUAGACUACUGCGAGAGCUAUGGUCAUGAUCUACAGACUGGUGUUCCAUACUCCGCAGAGUACUACAAAGAGCUCAGACCAGCGGGUCGUGCUAUCCUCAAGACGUGCGACUACGUACCUCCGUAUGAAGACCCAGAUGAUCAAUAUCCGCUGAGACUCUCAACUGGACGCAAUGUGUAUCACUUCCAUACCAGGACCAAGACAGGAAGAACUGCCCUGCAGAAAGCCUGUCCCGAACCUGAGAUUCGAAUCUCUGAGAAGGAUGCUGAGAAGUUUGAUGCGAAGACCGGCGACAUGGUGGUAAUCAAGUCCAGACGUGGUGAGGUUGAGAUGAAGGUGAAAGUUGGGAAGAUAUCUCAAGGACAGGCUUUCAUCCCGUUCCAUUUCGGAUACUGGGACACAAAGGAUGGAAGAGCACGAGCAGCGAAUGAGCUCACCAUCACUGAGUGGGAUCCCAUAUCUAAACAGCCAACCUUCAAAUCCGGAGCUAUCUCCAUCGAAAAAGUUCCAAAUGAUCGCCCAACCGCAAAGGAACGCCAAUCCGAGGCCUUGGCAAAGGCAGAAAAGAACGAUGCCACGACUUCGAAUACCACUGAGAGCGAUCUCAGCAAUCGCGAGCGUGAACUAGAGACUUGGCUAGGCGAAACCUACGAGUCCAUUCUACUCUUAAGAGACAUCACGGAGUAUCUAUUAGACCAUCUAGUAGCCGACUCAGAAGCUCACUCCGGCGUCCGAAUUCUCAUCCAAAUCACCAAAGACACAACCAAACGUCUCAAACCACAAGUUGAUAAAUUUGGUGAGAAUCAGGCCCGUGGCAGACACGCCGCUCAUACGCUGCGCGACUCGUUGUUCCCCAAGAGUGAUAAUACACCAAGUCAGCUGCAAGUGUUGGAAGCGCUGCGAAGUUUGCAAGUGUAUUUGGCUCAUCUGCGUGUUGGGCUCGAGGCGUUGAACCCUGUUAGUCAAGCAAUCUGGGAUGAGGAGUUCUUUCAGGCGGUUUUGUAUGCGAUCUCGCAGGUCAAGAGGAUGCAGGAUUGGGUGACGACGCAGAUCAAGGUUAGGGCUCCUCAGGCGCUUUUAGUGCCCUGCAAGGUAGACUACAAGGAUACACUCCUGAGUCCAUGGAAAUGGUUCAACCACGAGCGCACCAGCCUAUGGACAUGGAUCUUAUUGUUCCCACAUAUCAUCUCUCGACUGAUAGUAGCCGAAAUGGCAUCCCCUUUCUUGUAUCUUCCAUUACAUGGCGACGAGAUCCGCGUGCUCAAGAUCGAGGCUGCUGAAGACGCGGCCAACACCGCCAAGAGCCAUUCAAUAAUAUGCUCACUUGAACAUGUUUGUCUGCCACCGGCGGCAAAGGAAUCGUCCUAUCAAAAUUUCAAAGGGAGUGGAACGUGGUCUGAGCUUUCUGUCACACCCAAUACCGAUGUGCUCUUUAAGAAUGAUCGAGAUCCGCAUGCGAGCGUAGGGAGCAUGGCCCUUUCGACUCAAGAAGGACUUGCUGCAGAAGAUGAUCUACCGUGGAGACACGAAUGGGGCGAUUUUAUCGCUUUGUCAUAUGUAUGGGGAUAUCCGAAGAGAAAAGAAGGGGAACCUCCUCACCUCAUCACUGUUGACGGCGUUGCUUUCGAAGUUGGACCAAACUUAUACUUUGCUCUGACGCAACUGAGUCGAAGUUCGAGGAUUAGGCAAGGGUUCAAAGUUUGGAUCGAUGCAAUCUGUAUCAACCAGGCUGACCUCGAUGAGCGCAGCCAGCAGGUCACUAGAAUGCGUGAUAUUUACCAGUCUGCCUGGCAGGUAGUUAUAUGGCUUGGUCCCGAAGAGCAUAAGAGCUCACUAGCUAUAUCUGCGCUAUACUGGUUAGCCCGUGAGUCACAGCAAGCAGAACCGAUGGAGAACUUUUACUACGAAGAGUUCUCAGUCGAUUUGCGCCCUCUGAUCAUCAUAUGGCCCAGGUACAAAAGUCCAAUGAAGAGGGACGUUUACCGGGCGCUAUUCCACUUCUUCACAAGACCAUACUGGCGCCGUAUGUGGAUAGUCCAAGAAGUCGCAAUGGGUAACAUGAACAGUCCUGUGCUUUGCGGCAAUGCAUGUAUCUCGUGGAAUGAUCUAUACAAAGCUGUGGGCAUCAUCUCCGCAGAUGAGUCGAGAUUCGGUCGCGAGAUUCUUGAAACUGUUCAACCACGAAUUUUACCCGCGUGGUCGUUUGAGUUCGCUCAAGACAGACUGCUUCAUGAAAGAACUUGUGCGCCGGAGAGAAUGUGGAAGAUUCAUCAGACCAUGACGCAGAUCCAAAACAGCCAAAAGAUUACGUCUACGUCAACUGAAUGGGGAGAGCUUGUACGUGCACUAAAUCUUGCGCGUGACUCUCUCGUCACGGAAGAGAAGGAUAGGGUUUAUGGUAUUCUUGGUAUCAAAGCCAUUGCUGAUAGGGUUCAUAUUGAGCCCGAUUACAAACUCUCCCUAUCAGCCAUUUAUACCAACUUUACAGAGGAACUCUUGUCGAAAGGAGACCUUAAUAUUCUCCGCCUAGCUUCUGGUCAUGGUGGGUAUGUCCCGUUCAAGAGAACCUCAGAUAAUCUGCCUCCAGCUGCACGACAUCGUUCUAUUGCACCAAUUUUACUAUCCAUGCUUGAUAGUGUUACUAUACUACAGGAAAAGACUCCGGUUGGAACACCUUGCGAGCAUAGCCUUCCUUCUUGGGCGAUAUGCUGGUCCUGUUCACCGGCGCCAACAGCACAACUUCGAGGAAUAUACCAUGCGGACAGAAAUCUUGGCUCCGCGAUUCCGAUGCCAGUGAUUACGAAUAUGGCUCUCACUGUGAAGGGGAUAGCUAUAGAUACCAUCACUUCAUUGAGCGCAUUCCAUAUCGACGAAUGCGAUGAGCGCUAUCCUGACAACACUUUUGCCUCGGACUGCAGUAUCUACGGAAAUAUUGAAAGUACACGAGAAGCGCUCUGGCGGACUAUAGUGGCUGAUACAAUUUCAGAAGAGAGUGGUCGUGCACCAGAGAGCUACUCAUGGCUUCUUAACCACAAGUUAUGGCAAAGAGGCGUUGCUGGCGUGUAUACAUAUGGCUUCGGACUGCAUGAUUUUAUGGUACGAAAUCAACACCUCAGUCUAUGCGGUUACACUUUGGAGCAGUUGAUAUUUGGUCACAAAAAAUGGCUUACAAAGUUGAGGAUGACUGUUGGUGAUGACUACUAUAAUUCGACUGAGGCGCAGCGGGAGGCUUUGUCGUGGGCGAUUAAUGCGAUGGCGUGGAGAAGGCUUUUUGGGACGAAGAAUGGCAGAAUGGGACUGGGAACAUGUGCAGCUGAGGUCAACGAUAAGAUCGUUCUCCUGAGGGGUUGCAACACGCCACUCAUACUCAGAGAAUUCAACGGGGGCUGGAAGCUCAUGGGUGAGUGUUAUACUCAUGGUGUUAUGUACGGCGAGGUAACAGCCAGGGAGGACGCGCUUGUAGAUAUCACGAUUUAUUGA